UUUUUCAUGGGGCAAAUGAACAUCUGACCGAUUUGUUUGUAGUUGCCAAAAAUGGAGUUUAUUGCCUGAUAUACGCCUAUGAUUUCAUUUCCGGUUGUCAGUUCGUAACCACUGAACUGAAAACACGAACAUUUCCGCGUUGCCUUGUACAGCACGGCUUGCUCCAGAUCCAAUACGUUUCACUUUGCAGGCUCUCAAUUUUAACGCAGUUUGGAAAGAGAAUAAGUAUUAAAGAACUACCGGUAUAUAUUUGUGAUAAAUCUGUUUCUGAUCGUUUCUGAUAAAUCUACUGUAAGUACGCACGUCACUACAUCGGUCACUCCCCCGACCCUCCCCCACUACAGGCACUAAUAUGCUCCACCCCACUUGAGAAACCUUUUCAACACACAAAACGCUGUUCUAUGUGUUUGUUUUUUUAUUUCAAGCACGAUCUCGUAUUUAAUUCAUCAUCCCUGUUCUUCCUCGAUCUCGGAGUUUACUCAUUAUGUGUUAAAACAAGAUGACUCGUUUGCUUUUCACAAAGUUUGUGGUUUUCAAGCUCACGUAUUUAUACGUAAUCUUGGCGGCUGACACUCUAGUAUCAGGAUCAGGUUGUUCAAAUGAUCUUGGAAUGGAGAGUAGAAAAAUAAAAAAGUCCCAGCUUAGCUCCAAUACAAAUGACAAAGGUUGGGAUGCUGACGAAGGCAGACUACGCAAUUCAAAGGCGUGGUGUAGUAAGAAUGAAGAUCCUGCAUCUGAGUACUUUCAGAUCGACUUGUUAAGGGUCAGACAUGUCUCAGCCAUUGCUACUCAAGGGGUGGAACAUUGGAAAAUUGAUUAUUAUGUUAAGACAUACAUGAUAAAGUACAGUUAUGAUGGUUCAACCUGGUUCUACUAUGAAUCAGAAAAUGGUGCUGAUGUGACAUUUACUGGAAACCGCGAUACUGACACUGUAAAAAAGAACCUCUUUAGAGAUACGUUUGUAGCAAGGUACCUCAGAAUAUGCCCCAAGACAUACCACAGGGAUAUGUGCCUCCGAGUUGAGGUGUAUGGAUGCAGUGAUCAAGACGAUGAUUGUUCAAGAUACAUUACAAGUGCAACUGGUUCUAUCACCAACCCGGGGCACCCAGUGGAUUACCCUUCUAAUAAGGACUGCACAUGGCUUAUUUCAGUUGGCAGUGGAAAACAAAUUGCGCUCAUGUUCACAACGUUUGACGUAAAACGUGGUUCAAGUACACAGGAUUGCCAGGAAGACUUUGUAGAUGUGAGGAAUGGCCUUACUGAUAUAGCACGUCAAAUCGGUGGAAAAUACUGUAAUGGAAACAAACCAGUGUUGAUAACUACACCCAGAAAUAUUGUGCGAAUCCACUUUCACUCUGGCAGCACAGCCAUAAGUGUUUCUUAUAAAGGAUUUCAAAUUCAUUACAUCACUGUGACACCAGGGUCAGAUGAUGUGCUUGCUGGCAAAGGCUGUGAUGGAGAUACACUAGCACUUGAUUGUUCAAGCUCUGCUUAUACAAUCAACAUUCUCCAUGCCUCAUAUGGCUCUUAUCCUUACAGUUGUGGCCAACAAUAUACAUCGAUAAAAUGUCCAGUGUUGGAUGUUAAGAGUGACAUUGUAACAAAGUGCCAGGACUACAAGGAAUGUCGCAUUUCUUUGAGUGGGUCUCUUUUUGGUUACAGUUGCCCCAAUAACACUGCAAGAGGUCAACUGGAAGUCUUCUAUCAGUGUACUAGUAGGAACAUAAAAACACCAGCACCAACAACACCAUCAACACCACUAUCAACACAAGGGAGCACUGAAGCACCAUCCACUGAUCCCCCCACCACCAUUAAUAGUCAGCCCUCAAAUUCAUUCACAGAUGAAACAGCAGGUUCAACUUUAAUCCCCUUGAUCGAGCCCUUCACCACAAAACCAAGCACAUCACUUACACCAGUAGUCUUUACUGUUGGCACUGAUGUUCCACCACUUACGACUCCUGGAGGCUCUGGUAAGUCAGCUGUGCCAUCAGUGGGUGGGAGAGAGGCUCAGACAGGAACAGGAAUGCCGACAGGAACUAUGGUUGGAGUUAUUGUGGUCACGGUUGCAGUCAUACUGGUUGCAGCUCUGAUUGCUGUCUUCUUUGUUCGGAGGAAAAGGCUACAUAAAUCUAAAGGUGAACCUUUUCAGGCAGUGGCAUUCACUCCAGAGAGGGAAUACAGCAUGCCAGAGAAUUGCCCCAAAGGAAGGUGUCCGCUUGAUGCAAGAAACGGUGCAUAUGAGACUGUGAAUAUCUUAUAUGAAAGUGCUGACAGCCCUAGUGAAUCUAGCGCCGCUGGUAAAGAGGAGAGCGCUGCAUAUGCAAGGUAG
Orbicella faveolata is the source of this 2329-nucleotide messenger RNA. RefSeq lists its product as uncharacterized. Gene Ontology annotation, cellular component: plasma membrane. Gene Ontology annotation, molecular function: signaling receptor activity; carbohydrate binding. Lineage: Eukaryota; Metazoa; Cnidaria; Anthozoa; Scleractinia; Merulinidae. The record is from RefSeq and is a predicted model, not a curated record.